GGGAGUAAUUGAGCGGGAGAAGAUGCUAGAACUUAAUGAUGCAAAGGAGGCAAAGAAAAUUGUUGAUAAUGCAUUACUUAUCGCAAAUGAAGAUUAUGACGGGAGAGAAGAAUCAGAUGACGAGCCAAAUGCAAAUAUUGUUUUAGGAGAUGAUGAGAAUGAUUAUAAGAAGAUAUUCGAGGAUAAAAAAUUUUUCUUUUGUAAAAUCGUUAUUUAA
Molecule: messenger RNA, 217 nt
Organism: Meloidogyne enterolobii
Lineage: Eukaryota; Metazoa; Nematoda; Chromadorea; Rhabditida; Meloidogynidae
Source: the annotation of a GenBank genome assembly